ACAAGAGCAGGCAGAGAGAGAAAGAGAGAGACGCGAUGACGCGCGCAAGCCAGAGCCGACGACCGCUGGCUGGCUGAGAGCGCGGCUGCGUUUGUGUGUGCCUAUGACGACGGCUACGAACUGCCUACAGACUAGUGCAGCGCGCGCCGCCGUAGUUCACGGAUUCGCAAUAUAAUUUUAGUUUGCACGUGCAACCCGGCAAUAAACACGCGGCUACAUGUACAAUAGUUUUCUACCUCCGAUCAUUUGGCAUUCACGUGUUUCUGCAAUUUUUACACGGCAUUCACGCUGACUCUUCGCUGAUAGUUGUGCACUUUCCUAGACUCGAUUCAACUACUGUUUUCGUACUCUCGUCGAUCUAUAUUAUUUUUUUUACGAUGUUGUUGUUAUUAUUAUCGGUCCAACGUUCACCGAUCGAGUGACAAAAAGUUCUACGCAACGAAAAUUGUUUUUCUUAAGACGAGAAAGCUGAGAGACUCCUUAGGCAGCUCCCGUUGCCAUCCAACAAAAUACUACUUACUCGACGCUAUGACUGCCGUCUUGGCACUUCUUGAAUCUGGAUGUGUGUUUCAGUGCAUUUUUCGCAACUUGCUACAAUACCGUUAUAAGCUACAGUAGCGCUGUUACGCAGUCUUCAGACUCGCGAUUGUAUCAAUUAUUGCGAAUUUUGCUGUUAUCGUGACUGCUGCUGCUACUACUGCCGCUGCUCUGUUUUUUUGUCAUUUUUUUUUAUUUUUUUUAUUGUUAUUGUUGUAAUAGAUAUUGGUGUAAAAGUACAAAUCACGUUACGAGCAAGCAAGAAAGAAAGAGAGAGAGAAAAUAAGAAAAGGAAAGAGAUAGGAAGGAGAGGGAGAGAAAAGGAGAGAGGAAGAAAAAGAGAUAAAGAAAUAUAGAUAUUAGGCAGAAUUUUCAACGCAGUGCAAAGAAAUAUAUCACAUAGCAGUGCUUCCGAUGCGUCAGUGAGUGUAAACACGUUAAGAGGCUGGAUAGAGUGCAAAGUUGAAUGUGCGUCGUUUGUGAGUGUGAGAAAAGCUGAAUAUGUGACCGAGUUCGUCGAUUAGGACGACUGUUGUGUUCCAAGUGUAGUGUUUACAUCUAUCACGAGUGUCUACACUCUACAUUUAUUCCGCGUGCUUUUUUAAAGCUAACGGCCGCACAACCUCACACAAGCAAUGAUUGAGUAUCAUCGCCGAGCCUGACCGUCGUUUUAUGGCUGAAAUUUGUUUUUGACAAAACAAUUCAUUUUGAUUACUUCUGGAUUCCAGCUCUCAUCAAGUCCUGGCGCUUAGCAUGUAGGACUAGUGCCUAGUAUAAUAGAUAAGGAGGGCAUCAACUGUUAACAAUAAAUAGAUUGAAAAUAUGACAAUAAUCUGACCCCCCCCCCCCUUCAUAUGCUUUUGUGGAAACGGUUUUCAAGUUUGGCCACUUUCAUCAACCUCGACCUUUGAGGUAGAGGUAAGAGGCGUACUCGGGAUCAUCGCUUUUAUUGUCAAAAAGUCUAAUAACAAGAAGCAUCUUGGCUGCCGACGAUAGUCUCAUGCUGCAGCAGAGCAGCAGUAGUCAAGCAGAACUACCCAGCGGUGCUAACAACAUGACUGGAAACGCAUCUGCUUAUUCACAGCAGUAUUGCUUGAGAUGGAAAUACCAUCAUAGCAAUUUACAAACUAUGUUUUCAUUACUACUUGAGCGUCAAGCUUACUGCGAUGUGACUCUCGCAUGUGAGGGUAAAUCUCUCAAAGCUCAUAAAGUCGUUCUAUCUGCUUGCAGUACAUAUUUCGAUACACUUUUAUCUCAGUAUGAAGAGAAGGAUACGACGAUAGUCAUGAUUCAAGACGUAAAAUUUUCGGACAUUAAAGCACUUGUUGAAUUCAUGUAUAAAGGCGAAAUUAAUAUCGAUCACUCAAGACUGUCAUCGUUGCUGAAAACUGCAGAAGAUUUACACAUAAAAGGAUUAGCAGAAGUGAGCUGGCGAAAUGAUGCUGGCAUAAAUGAGUUAACUAAUAGUGGGCAUCACAGUCCGGGUUCUGGUGGAACACCCGGAGUCGAAACAGUUUUACGCGAGGGCACAGAAGAGCCUGAACAUCCUACACCACCAAAACAAAGACGGCGUGGUAGACCUCCACUUGAUGAUACGCCUUCAGUGCACGAUGUUUUCACACCUAAAUUGCCCAGUUUAAGCGGACAAGUAGAUGAAACUAGUGAAGGCGAUCAAAGUUGGGACGAUGAUGUGGUUCCUGAACACGAAAACACAAUGCCGAUUAUUACUUGUAUAGCUGAUCAAGAAAAGAAAAGUCGUGAAAAUUCAAACUUUAUGGUACCAGAACAAUUUCGAGAUGUUAUAAAAAUGAAUGAAUAUCUCACAACAGGUCGUAGGCAAGAAUUCUGGGAGGAACCUUUCACACGACGCGUCAUGGAUGCAAUUAAAUCGAAAGAAUUGGAGAUGAAAACGGCAGCAGAGAUUCUAGGGGUUUCUUAUGGCACCCUUUAUGGCAGAUAUAGAGAUAGUUAUGGAUGCCUCAAACAUCCGUAUAGAGUACGAGAUUUUUGGUCCGAACCGGGACCAGCAGAUAUAUUGGCAAAGCUCAAACGAAAAGAAAUCACGCUUUUUCGAGCUGCCGAAUUUCUCAAUGUAACUGUUCACACACUUGCGACGUACCUCUCAACACUACAGGGCCCCGAUCGAAUUACAUUGGCCGGAGAUUUAACGGUGGCCGCCACUGGUACAGUCACACCUGUCGAUAUGCUAACAUCCAGUAACGAAUUUGACACUAGUGAUUGUAGUGUCAAUGACAUUUUACAAAAGAUGCAAAAUACAAACACGAGUUCUGCGGCUGCACCAACUACAUCUACCGCCAUAAAGCGCGAGGGAGGUGGCUAUGUGGAAGUACCUGCCGUUGGUCUGGUACCCAAAGCUGCAAGUUCCGUCCUUGAAAAUAAUCCAGACAUUACGAUCGUCAAAGCCGAAACGAUACAGCGGAAACGUCCCGAUUACACAAAAAUAACGGCAACGGAAAACAACAAUGCCAAGCUCAUGAGCGGCGGAGCUGUCAGUAAACUCACGCAAUCACAAAUAAUUCAUCCCGCUGUUGUUCAACACAGUCAACAGCAAACGAUAGCUCCACAACAAAUGAUAACCGCACAGACAACAGUGCAGCAGCAACUUCAGCAGAUGCAAGUCCAGCAUCACAAGCAAAUGAGUGACACACUUUCUAUCAAUAACGACAUCUGCAAGCCCUAACUGUUCAGGCCUUACUUGUCACCAAGUUUUCACGUCAGCCCAAUCCUGAAAAGUACUCGUCGCAAUUCGUAUUAUAAUCGCCAUAAUUACAGCAAUGGCCAUCUUCAUAAUGCACUGUCUAAUCAUAAUACAAGUAAUGACUCAACGCAGCUUAUACCUCGUACACUUUACAAUAAUGUCUUCUCUACAACUUUUACUAACUGUCAUCUCAAAUAAUAUAAUUUAUUGAUGCAAAAAUGUUACGUUUUACGCGAUACAUGCAUUUUUCGAAAAUUUUACUUGCGUAUUUUUUGCAAAUGAGCAAUUUUAUUGUAACAUGAAUUAUGUCUGGAAUAUGAAAAUUGCAAAAGGAAAUUGUGCAUUUAAUUAAUGACCAAUGUGCAAUGAGAGAGAAAACGAUAACGUUUACUUUUUUCUGAGUCACUAAACCAAAGAUUGUUAACGUAUUUCCAAUCGUUGCUUUAUAAGACUGCAGUGAAUCAUUUUAAUAUCAGAAGAUAACAAAUAAUUUUUCAUUGUUGUCAAUUUUUGACUGAACAAUACUUUGUAACAAACAUUCUGAAUAAUUUACCUCGUGCAUAAUUAUAAGUGCACAGAUAGAAAUGAAAAAUGAUAUAAUUUUAAAUUGAAGUCAAGAUGCCAAUUUUAAAAUAAUAUUUGAUUUCAUAGAUUUUAUUUAAAGAAAGAUAUUUGCUGAAUGCUUUAAGCAAAUACCUAUACACUGUUUAGAAUUUUUAUACAUUUGAAUAUUUAAAUAUUUUUAUUUCUAUUUUUAUAUCUACUGUAAAGGUCACUCUCCUCAUUCUUUUUUGCAAUAGGUAUUUCAUAAACACGUAGAAUGGAUUAACUGUAACUUAUGAAAAUAAUUAUUACUUUUAAUUUAUUACACUGACCAAUGGCUCCAUAAAAAUUUGUGUAAAAGUAA
Trichogramma pretiosum is the source of this 4163-nucleotide messenger RNA. RefSeq lists its product as uncharacterized. Gene Ontology annotation, cellular component: nucleus. The record is from RefSeq and is a predicted model, not a curated record. Gene Ontology annotation, biological process: regulation of transcription by RNA polymerase II. Gene Ontology annotation, molecular function: protein binding. NCBI's taxonomy places the organism in Eukaryota, Metazoa, Arthropoda, Insecta, Hymenoptera, Trichogrammatidae. The transcript is spliced from 10 exons. Bases 1538 to 3238 code for a protein of 566 amino acids.